AUGGAUGAUACAGUAUCAGCUGGUGAUGAUCAUAUUCAUGAUCAACAUGAAUAUCCUAAGGAUUAUGCACAUGAUUAUGAAGAUUUCGGGUUAGCUGAUCAUGAUUCUCUACAUAAUAUGGAUUUUCAAAUAUCCGAUACUAGCAAUCUAAAUUUAGAUGAGCAUCCAUUAGAACAUAUUCAAGAUCAGAUGUAUGAAAAUUCCGAAUAUCAUUUCGGUGAUUGUAGUAGUCAUAAAGAGGCAGAAAACGAACUCGAGUUCAAUGAUAAUGAGGCAGAUUAUAAUAUAGACGAUGAUAACAUUGAUUUUCAGAAAGACGAUGCAGAACAAUCUCAUGUUACACAUGAUUAUGUUUCGCCUGGUGGAUCAUCUUAUUGGAUUCCCGUUGUUUCAGACCACAUCAAACCUAAAAUCAAUUCAAUUUUUGAUUCAUACAGAGCAGCAUUAUCAAUGUACUACAAUUACGCAUCAUUAGCAGGCUUUGAUGUUAGACUUGGACCUAUUAGAACCACUGAAUUCGACAUUAUAACACAACGACAGUUGCUAUGCAAUCGGAAGUACAUGGUACUAAUAAACAUAUUGUUGCUCAAUUUGUCGAACAAGACAAUCAUAAGUUGUUUGGUAAGGACAAUAUGUUUUUGUCCCGUACAAAGAGGAAACUUGAUUAUUCACAAGAGAUCUUUAUUCACAAUUCGUCAAAGCAAAAUAUUGGUGCCUCAAGAGCACAUAGAUUGUAUACUGGACUUCAGGGUGGUUCUAACAUUUGCGGUGGGUUGGUUUCUGAUUUCAAGAACAGUACUAGAAUCUCAAUUCUUACAUAGGUUCCAAGGAUGCAAAAUUCCUUGUAGGGAAGAUGCUAUAAAGGAAAAAAGUAUACCAAGUCUUUCUUUUGAUUUUAAAGUUGUUGAGAAAAAAUUGAAUGUUAUUUUUUGGGCCGACGAAACCUCAAAGUACAACUACAAUGAUUUUGGAGAUGUUGUUUCUCUUGAUGCCACAGACAACAUGAAUAAAUAUGAUAUGGUUUUCGUACCUUUCACUGGGAUAGAUAAUCAUAAGAAAUGUGUGACUUUUGGUGCUCGACUUUUGAGUAGAGAAGAUGGUAGUUCUUACUCUUGGCUGCUUACAACGUUUUUGAAAGCAUUCAAAAAACAGCCUACGCUUGUUCUUACAGAUCAAGAUCCAUCUUUAAUCAAGGUUGUUAAUCAAGUAUUUGCAAUGUCUACACACAGGUGUAAUAAAGUUGUAAACGACUUUAACACUGCUACAACUGUUCUUAGAUUCAUCACAUCUAGUCCAAUUGAACCACAUGCUUCAAAAGUCAACACUCGUAAAAUUUUCUAUCAGGUGCAGAAAGAGAUUUCUGAUUCCGACAAAACUUGUUUCCAGAUGAGUGUUACUUCUAAUAAUGGUGUUGAGACCAUUCUUAUUUUGGAGAAGCAAAAGAACAUAACAACAAGGCAACCAUCAAGUCCUGUUGUUGAUGACAAAGUUGAGGAAUACCAUUACGAUUCUCUUACAGAGGAUACCCAAUAG
This is a messenger RNA of Lactuca saligna, 1533 nucleotides long. Lineage: Eukaryota; Viridiplantae; Streptophyta; Magnoliopsida; Asterales; Asteraceae. The record is from the annotation of a GenBank genome assembly.